ACAUUAUAACAAACACACAUUAAAAAGAGCCCCAAAAAAAAAAAUCUCUCACACUUUUUCCCUUUAUUGAAUUUAUUUUGAAAAAAAAGAAGAAAAAAGAUUGUUUCUUGAAUAGAGUUUCAAAGCAGAACAACAAUGGCAGAAACAGCAAAAUAUGAAGCUAUAAAUGGUGGAAAUCUGUUUACAGACAUGAAAACUCAGUUUUCUCUUCUCAAAACUAAAAGAACUGUUGGUUUUGCAUAUGGGUUUUUGUUUAUUUUCAUUAUUGUUACUACUUUCUUAGCUUUUACUCCUUCACAAAACUCUUCAUCACCAUGGUUUUCUAACAUUUUUUCUCUAACUAAACAAGAAGAUGUUGUUACUACUACUUCUUAUAGAUCUCAGUUUUCUUCUGUUUUCUCUAAUCUUUUUCCAAAAUCAAGUUUUGAGCAACCCCAUUUGGAUAAAAAGGGACUAAUUGUUGAAAAAAGUGAAAAUUAUACUCAAAAUAAUGAUAAAGGUGGAGUCUUGGAAAACCCCUUUAAUUCUUCUUCUGUUUUGAGUGAUAAAGUUGGAAUCUUGAUGGGAAAUGAGAGUGUAAAUCAGAGUUUUGAUGAUAAAGAUGGAAUCUUUAAGGCAAAUCAGAGCUUAACUGAGGGUUCUAAGUCUGUUGCAGCUGUGAAUCAGACUAAAAGUAGAGAUUUUGAUGAUAAAGUUGGAAUCUUGAAGGGAAAUGAGAGUAAAAAAACAGCACCAAAGUUGUCUUCUAAGGGAGAAAGUGCAAAUGUGGAAAAGAAAAGAGAUGUUGAUUUGGUUAAGUCUUUGUUGAAUUGUGAUUUCUUUGAUGGGAAUUGGGUGAAAGAUGAAUCUUACCCUUUGUAUAAACCUGGUUCUUGUUCACUUAUUGAUGAGCAAUUCAAUUGUUUUCUUAAUGAUAGGCUUGAUAAUGGUUACUUGAAGAUGAAAUGGAAACCCAAUGCAUGUAGUCUUCCUAGAUUGAAUGCUACUCAUAUGCUGGAAUUGUUAAGAGGAAAGCGUCUUGUUUUCGUUGGCGAUUCUUUGAAUAGGAAUAUGUGGGAAUCCCUUAUUUGUAUACUUAGAAACUCUGUAAAAAAUAAGAAAAAGGUUUAUGAAGAAUCUGGAAGACACCAUUUCAGGACAGAAGCUUUCUAUUCGUUUAUAUUCGAAGAGUAUAAAUGCAGGGUGGAGUUCUUUGUGUCUCCAUUCUUGGUUCAACAAUGGGAAGUUGCUGAUAAAAAAGGAGGUAAGAAAGAAACGCUUCGACUUGAUUUGAUCGGAGAGUCUGCUGAUAAGUAUAAAGAUGCGGAUAUCUUAGUCUUCAACACUGGUCACUGGUGGACUCACGAGAAGACUUCGUUAGGGAAGGACUAUUAUCAAGAAGGGAAUCACGUCCACAACGAACUAAACGUUCUAGAGGCCUUUCGGAGAGCAUUAACAACAUGGGGUAGAUGGAUCGAUGCUCAUAUCAAUCCCAAGAAGACGUUUGUUCUCUUCAGAGGUUAUUCUGCUUCUCAUUUCAGUGGCGGGCAAUGGAAUUCUGGCGGGGCGUGUGACAGUGAAACAGAACCAAUAAAGAACGACACGUAUCUGACUCCGUAUCCAUCCAAGAUGAAGGUACUAGAAGACGUCUUCAAAGGGAUGAAAACUCAAGUCUCGUAUCUCAACAUCACAAGAAUGACGGACUAUAGAAAAGACGGUCAUCCAUCAAUAUAUAGGAAACCAAAUUUGACGUUAAAAGAGAGGAGAUCGCAAUGGAGGUAUCAAGAUUGUAGCCAUUGGUGCCUUCCCGGAGUACCCGAUGCUUGGAAUGAGCUCUUAUAUGCUGAACUUUUGGUAAGACUACACCAAAAACACCAAGCGAAAAAGUCAUAGGUAAAAACAAACACCAUGUUGCACGGACUCUUCAAAAAUGUCGUUCAGGUGCUUGUCUAAUCCUCAAAAAACUUCAUUUUUCGAGAAUCUAACACGGGUGCGUUGACAUUUUUGGAGUAUACGUGCAACAUAGGAUGUACAAACACAUAUACAUACAAGGUGUCCAUGUACAUUGAAAUAAUAUCUCAAGCCUAUACAAAAAAAUGUGUUGGUUUUUCGUUGUUCUCGAAGUUACAUAGAACAAAAGGCUCCGUACACAUCAACCUCUUCAGAUUUGACUUUACUUGUGGGAUUACACUGGUAUAUUAUCGUAGUUGUAGUAAAUUAUAGUAUGUGAGAGAGGAAGAGAAAGUUGAAUUUCCCUUGAAAAAGGGAUUUUUUUUGUUUAAUUAUAAUUCUCUCAUGCUAUAAAGUAUUUUUCAAGUCUCAAGGGCUUGAAAAGUGUAAAUUCUUCAAUAAUUUAUUUUAUUGUUUUUUUUUUGAAUA
Solanum pennellii is the source of this 2358-nucleotide messenger RNA. Its product is annotated as protein trichome birefringence-like. Lineage: Eukaryota; Viridiplantae; Streptophyta; Magnoliopsida; Solanales; Solanaceae. Gene Ontology annotation, molecular function: O-acetyltransferase activity. The transcript is spliced from 5 exons. The coding region runs from base 136 to 1872 and encodes 578 amino acids. Gene Ontology annotation, cellular component: Golgi apparatus. The record is from RefSeq and is a predicted model, not a curated record.